Plasmodium yoelii is the source of this 762-nucleotide messenger RNA. Its product is annotated as Fe-S cluster assembly protein DRE2, putative. The coding region runs from base 1 to 762 and encodes 253 amino acids. The record is from RefSeq and is a predicted model, not a curated record. The transcript is spliced from 5 exons. Gene Ontology annotation, cellular component: cytoplasm. Gene Ontology annotation, biological process: iron-sulfur cluster assembly. Lineage: Eukaryota; Apicomplexa; Aconoidasida; Haemosporida; Plasmodiidae. Gene Ontology annotation, molecular function: iron-sulfur cluster binding.
AUGAUAAAUUUUUCAAAUACAUUAGUAAUUUUAAAUAACGAUGUACCAUGUGAACUACUGAAGAAAAAAUACUCCGAAUUGUUGAUACCAACAAUAAGUAUAUUAGAUUUCAAAAAGAAAAAAAUAUAUAAAAAAUAUAAUAACAUAUUUUUAUAUAGUUACCAGAAUUAUUCAUUUUUAUUGGAUUUGAACGACAACAUUUUGCUAAAAAUUCAAAAAUAUUUAAAUAAAAAUGGAAUAUUGGAUAUAAAUUUGUAUUUAAACGACAAAAAUAAUAAUAAUAAUAGUGGAACUAAUAAAAAAGACCAUUCCAAAAUUGAAGAUAUUAGCCAAAUUUUAAAAAAGCUCAGAAAAGAAUGCUUAUAUAAUGGCUAUAUUAAUAUUUCAACUGAACAAACAACGAGUGAAAAUGGGAUAGUAAUAAAUAUAAAAGCUGAAAAUCCAGAUUUCAACAAAAGCGAUGAUGACAAUAAUUUAGUUUCUAGUGAUGAAGAAAUAUAUGAAAAAUGUGAGGAUAAAAAAAAAGUUGUAAAUAGAGUUUGUGAUAAUUGUACAUGUGGAAAAAAAGAGAAGGCAAUGAAUUUGGAAAAAAUAAAAAUAAAUGACAAUGAGGUGGAAUAUAGUACUGAAAAUGUAGUUUCGUCCUGUGGAAAUUGUUAUUUAGGUGAUGCCUUUAGAUGUGGAUCAUGUCCUUAUAAAGGUCUUCCAGCAUUCCAACCCGGAGAGAAUGUAAAACUGAAUUUGAAUAAUGAACAGAACUGA